UUGAAUAUUGAUAAGUCUUCAGUUAUUCAGUACUCGAAGAAAAUGAAGUUGCUACGAAUCUUUUGCUGUUGUAUCCUAUUUUUAAGAAGCGUCUCUGCGAUACCUGUGGGUCUUUUAUACGAACACGACGUCCAAGAAGCCAUUAAAUUACCAAAACAGAACGAUGUGUCUAGUCCAGAGAUUAAACUUAAAGUUCCAAUUGUGUUUUACGGUACACGAUUCACCUCCAUAUUCGUGAACUCCAACGGCCUCAUCUCGUUUCAAACAGAGAUUCCAAAUUUUUUCAAUAUCGAGUUCCCUUUAGAUUACCCACUUAUAGCCCCGUUUUAUACCAACGUCGAUACGCGUGGGGCUGGAACUGUCUCCUAUUAUGAAACUGACAAAUCUUCAUUAAUACAUCGGGCGACGGAGAACGUAAGAGAGUAUUUCUCAGACCAGGAAGAAUUUCAAGCCACUAGUUUAUUUAUUGUGACGUGGUCUGGCGUCGGCUACUUUAACAAAGGAACCGACAAAGUCAAUACUUAUCAAGUAGUCGUCAUUAGCGAUGGCUCUCAAUCAUUCGUCGAACUCUUAUAUCCUAAAGAAGGCAUUCAGUGGAUUCAAGGGACUGGCGAUGAGUCAGGACUACCAGAUGCAAGAGCACAAGCUGGAUUUAUCUCAGCUGACGGAAAAAUAUUUACUCUUCCGGGGUCUGGAACGGAACAAGUUAGAAACCUCGAAGUGUGGUCAAACAUUGAUCUCCCCGGACAGUUCAUUUACAGGGUUGACGGAAGCGAAAUUGCCCCACCGGAUUUAAUUACGGAUGACGUUGGACCCGAGGGUGGUCCCUUGACCUGUGCAGACGCACCGACUUACUGUCAUGUCCAAGCGAGAUGUAUCGACUACGACGAAGGAUUUUGCUGCCAGUGCAAGAAGCAGUACUAUGGAAACGGCAAAUUCUGUGUAAAGAAAGAUGUGCCGCUUCGAGUCAACGGCAAAAUCAACGGCAAGAUCAACGACGAAAAACUGGAGAAUUUGGACUUGCAGUCGUACAUCGUCAUGGUAGACGGACGCGCCUACACAGCUAUUUCAAAAAUUCCCGAAGCGAUAGGUUUCGACAUACAGUCGCUACAAAUCCUUGGGGGUGUCAUCGGCUACGUGUUUGCUAAACCCAUACGAAAUGCCCAGAAUGGUUACCAAUUUACGGGUGGUGUUUUCAACCACACGGCCACCUUAAAAUUUUUGAAUACGAGUCAAACCGUUACGAUCAGACAACGAUAUCUUGGCCUCGACGUUUUCGACCAACUUCGUCUAGAAGCAAACAUUCAAGGCGAGAUUCCUAAAUUACCACACGACUCCAAAAUCACCGUGGACGAAUACCAAGAACAGUACACUCAAACCGCUCCUGGGGUUAUCCAAAUGUCGUCAACUCGAUCAUUUGUGUACGUUAACGAACACAAUGAACAGGUCACGCUUUUUUACGAUCUGGAUCAAGUUUACACUUUUGAUUACUGUAAGGUCGAAAAUACUUCACUAGGUGAGACAUGGAGGCUAAAGGUUGGAAAAAACUUUAUAAGUUACGAGAGUAAAGAGCAGAUCAUCCGUUUUGGGCUAACUAACAAGAUAAUGCCACUAGGAGAUGUUGAUCCGUGCGAAGAAGGUCGCUCCCAGUGUAUGAUCAACAGUGCCUGCGUGGUCGACAAUGAUUCUUUCCGGUGUGUUUGUAAUCAAGGCUACCAGCAACUUGUUUCUGGGAACGAAACGAUCUGUGCUGACGUUGAUGAGUGCCAAUCCGGGCUGCACAGUUGCGACUAUAACGCUCAAUGUAUUAACGAAAUCGGUUCAUAUUCUUGUAAAUGUAAUCCAGGAUUCACUGGAAGCGGUCACGUAUGCGAAAAUGAGUUUUCUUGUCAUAAUGUUGAAUGCCCUCCGAAUUCCGAGUGUAUUGAAACUAAUAGAGUGGCAAUGUGUACAUGUCUGCCUGGGUUUACUGGAGAUGGUCAGACUUGUACAGCUUUGGUUGAUAAUAGUUGUCACACUGUAAACAACUGUGCACAAUUUGCGGUCUGCACGAUCAAUCAAACCACGAGUAGUUACUACUGUGCUUGUUUACCGGGUUAUGAAGGAGAUGGUUAUAACUGCAGAAAAAUUGAAACUGAAGAUGCUACUGAAGCUACGUCUUCUAGAGAAAUUCAAAGGUGUCUUUUAGGGGUAUGUUGGUGUCCAGAAGGAUAUAGUAUAGAACAAGGUACAGCAUACUGCAUACCGAAGGAUCAAACUACGACGGUUAGUCCUGAAACGACUACAGUUUUGGACAAUGAAACUCCAGAAGUUCAGUGUUACAACUCCUCUAUUUGUUUUUGUCCACGUGGAUUCCAUUUAGUGCAAUCUACCAAUUCUUGUUCCAUAAAUACCGAUCAAAAACAUAACACGAAGGGAUUUUCAGGGUUUAACAUUACCUGUAACACCUUAAACAACUGUGACCGCAACGCCCAGUGCGUGUACUCAUCCGAAACGGACGCCUUUUCUUGUCAGUGUAACCAAGGUUUCACUGGUGAUGGCUACACCUGCGAACUGUCUACCACUUCUUGUGCCCAACAAUACAACUGUGGUACUAACGCCAACUGCUACUACGACGAAUCGCUAGGAAAAUCAAGAUGCGUUUGUAAUCCAGGUUACCAAGGCGAUGGUUUCAACUGUACCAUAACAGCAAUGUGCACUUCAAACAAUGACUGCACACAAACAGAAGAAUGUCUCUACACUAGUUCGGAACGGUACGAAUGCGUGUGCAAAGAAGGCUACGUCCGAGAUUCCCAAAACCAAUGCGUCCAACCGGGUACAUGUGGAGGCGGCAACUGCGUCGACAACGCAGAAUGUCUUUUUGACGAAACUUACCAAUUAUAUUACUGCUCGUGCAAAAGUGGUUUCAUGGGUGACGGCAUAACCGAGUGCAAACCUCGACCCAUUGGUUGCAAUGUUCAGAAUAAUUGCGGUUUGCAUGCCACUUGCGAAUACGAUGCGUCCACCACUUUGUACCAGUGUCAGUGCGAAAAAGGAUUUUAUGGUGACGGAUUUGUUUGUUACACGGAGAUCAAUUGUCACGUUGACCCGACCAUAUGUGACCCUCAAGCCACGUGCGUGACUGAUGCAAGCCGCAGAUACAUUUGUCAAUGUGGCGCUGGAUACACCGGCAAUGGUACCUUUUGUCGACGCAAUCCCACACACGAAGGCAACUUCUUACUAGUGAAUCAAGGAAUGGCAACGUUGAAGAUUCCGUUCGAACCUUCGAAGAAAAAUCUGGGGAAACCGAUACAGAUUAAGUUGUUCCAGACGGCGGUUGGGCUGGAAAUUGACUGUUAUGAAGGGAGGGUGUACUGGAGCGACAUUAGCGGAAUGGCAAUUCGAAGUUCCGCUUAUAAUAGUAGUGGAAAGGCAGACUUUAUCACACAAGAUAUUGGUUCGCCUGAGGGUCUGGCAGUUGAUUGGGUAUCGCGGAAUAUAUACUGGACCGACUCCACUAGAGACACAAUAGAAGUCGCAAGUAUUGAAGGCAAACGUAGGCGGGUGCUGUUCAACGACAGUUUAGUCAAUCCUAGAGGUAUCGCCGUACAUCCACAAAGAGGGAAAAUCUUCUGGACCGACUGGGACAGGAAAAACCCUAAAAUCGAGUGGGCCAAUGCCGACGGGACAGCAAGGGCUAUUUUCCUUCAAGGUGAACCCGAUUCGCUCCCCAAUUCUCUCACCAUCGACUACGACACAGAACAAUUAUGCUAUGCGGAUGCAGGAACCAAGAAGAUCGAAUGUGUUGAUAUAGAUACUAAAGUUAGACGAACUGUUGCAACGAACUGUACAUAUCCGUUUGGUAUAACAGUUACGGACAAACACAUUUAUUGGUCCGACUGGAUCACGAAAAAAAUCGAGCGGGCGGAGAAACAUUCUCUAACACGCUUAAAACCUUUGGAUGUGCCUUUAGGAGGAAGCGGUAAUAAAUUAUUCGGUUUGGUAGCGGUUCCACAGAGUUGUCCCACACUUACCAACGUCUGCCAAUAUCACAAAGAUCAGUGUCCACCUGAUCACAUUUGUGUCCCUAAUGGUAGCGGAAGCAGGACUUGCCUUUGUACGUUUAAAGCCGAUAGUUCUGAAACACCAUCGUGCGCGCUAUAACAAAUAGAUUAAUUUGAGUUGAUCCAAGUAAGUUUAACUUGUACAUCUAAUAAAAACUUCUUUUAA
Molecule: messenger RNA, 4209 nt
Organism: Zophobas morio
Lineage: Eukaryota; Metazoa; Arthropoda; Insecta; Coleoptera; Tenebrionidae
Product: nidogen
Exons: 11
Coding region: 43-4143 (1366 amino acids)
Biological process (GO): cell-matrix adhesion
Molecular function (GO): calcium ion binding
Source: RefSeq, a predicted model, not a curated record